ACAGACAGUUUUGAGAACACCAUGGCAAAGUCAGUGAAAAGAGGUGGUGUUUACUCUCCUCAGUCUACAGUAUCUUCUCUUCUUGCAAGUCGCAGCCCGGAAAACAGCAACUCCUUUAUUAAAGCAACCAGCUUGAUUCAGUAUAAAGAUAAAGUGUACAGCUCUGCUUCUCAAGCCCUUGAGGCCUACAUUGAGGAUUUUGAUUUAAGCCGUACUUCUGCUAGGCCAUGCAAUGGAAAGAUUAUUUUUGAUCCAAAUUCUUCUAAGAGCUUCGAAAUCCUGGGAUUUCAUUCUAAAAACUGUGCUUCCAAAGACUUCAACCACCACAGAAAGUCAAGCACCAUGUCUGCACCCUGUAGAAGAUGCAUUAUUAGUGACCUCGAUCUGCUAAGCCUCACCACUGAUGAUUUAUUGGCAUUUCCAGCCGACGGAUCGUUACCCAUUGCCGACACAUUUGUCGGAUCAGUGUCCCGAGGGAGCAAGCGAAAUAAGAAGGUUCCUACAAAACCAGCUUCAUCUGAUGAUGAAAAAAACCUUGCUUUUCCGCAUCACUACAGCCCUAAGGGAAAUGAGACUCUCUUUGCUUCUUCAUGCCAAAGUGCCAGAGGAGGUCAGCAUAAUGGGUUAAAAUCUAAAACUGAGAAUAAGCUUCACAAAUGCAAUUCUUCCUCAUCAGCUUAUUCUUCAGAGAAGCCUCCUUUGCAAGGAAGUCCAAAACACAGUGGUGGUAUGAAUUACCCAAGGUGGCUUACAAGCCAAAAGUCUGAUCUGAGUGUGUCUGGCUUAACUAGUUUACCGGAUUUCAAAUAUCCAGCCUGGCUUCACAAUCAAGACCUUUUAUCCGAUUCAGCAAGUCAGAACGUUUCUCAGGCAGAAGACUCCAACCCCCUUAGACGCCUUUGCAAGAGGCAGAAGAAUUCUCGGUCUGUGAACAAAUUAGGUUGUGUUGAGCACUCAUUUGAACGCCAUAGCCGUUUAGAUCCAAAGAGGGGCAAGAAAGUAUUAACUGAUGGUUGUGAAUGGGACUGCGAAUGUGACCAUUUCCAGUCUGAAAGUAUAUCUUUCUCAAGACACUCCAAACAAGCCUUCAGUGAUGACAAAAUUGAAUUGCUUAUCCUGAAGGCCCAGAGAACUUUAGAGUAUUCUGCUGAGGUAAUAUCAAAUACCGGGGAAAAUUCAGGCAGCCCCUGUUCCCUAGAUAUACUAGAAGAAGAAAGAUCAUGGGAAAAUAUUCCUGUUCCCUUUAAAUCUCCUGUUCCUGUGCACUGUGAUGAGGACCCUCAACAAACCCCGAAGGCAAAUUGCGUUAAUGCUUUUCCUGAGGGUAUUGUAAAUAAAGAUAGUCAGAAAAAUACCCUCUCUGGAGGAAAUCAUCACGGUCCCGUUGAAGCUUUAAAACAAAUGUUAUUUAAUCUUCAAGCUGUGCAAGAAAACUUUAAACGGAGUGAAAGUGCAGAGCAAAAUGAGGAAGUUAACAAAGAAACAAAGACCCAGUGGUCUCUAUUGACCCUCUUCUUGGUGUGUCUCUUGGCCGGCACUGUCACCACAGCAGCAGGAGUGCUGAUUCUGUCUUUGGUCUAUAACAGCAACACCAGGCCCGGAAUAAGUAUGUCUCCCAAGGGGGAAUUGAGCCCUCAGAGAACGCCGACAGCUCCUUCAGACAAAGACAGGGUCGACCUGAAAUUUCAGUUUCUCAAUCAUCUUCCUAAAUCUAAGGUGUUCAGCUUUCCAGGUGGGGCUAUCCAGUGGGCCAGAUUCAGGAACAAUGCUGGCGACUACUCCAGUGUGGAAGAGAAAGCCUUCGGGAACAGCCUCAACCGCCAGCAGUCUCACAUGACUUUUGGGACCUUGAGAAUCAAAAGCAACGGGCUCCGGGCUCCGCACUGGCACUUCAAUGCCAAUGAGCAUGGCUAUCUCUUACAGGGUUCCGCCUGGAUCGGCGUGGUCGAUGAAGGAGGCAACAUAGCCACCACAUACAACGUCACCGCUGGCCAGGUCAUCUUCUUCCCCAGAAAUACUCUGCACUGGUUAAAGAAUGUGGGAAAGGAGGACUGCUUAUUCUUGCUCUUCUUUACCACACAUGAUGAACUGCAGACCCUGGAUGUGGAUGACGUGUUUUUCUCCACACCAGAGGACAUAGCAUCCAGAUCCCUUAAGCCUCAAGGUGGAGUUAAUUUCAUUAGAACAUUCGAGAAACAAGAAGUGGAUCAGGCUGUGAACCUUCCACCAAAUCUGGCAGAGCUAGUCAUGAAUGCUACCUUCAUACAGUCUCCAGACAACCUCGUCUGGCAGUACUUUUACGAUCUUAAAGGUUCAAGAGAAUUCCGACUUCCAGGAGGAAUAAUUCAAUGGGCUCGGUACCGGAAAAAUGGAAAUGGAUUAAAUGCCAAUGAGAAAAUUUUCAGCGAAUCUCUGAAUCAGCAUGAGAACACUCUAACCCUUGGAACCCUCAGAAUUUACAGUAAUGGGUUACGCCAGCCUCACUUUCAUUUCAAUGCCAACGAACUGGGCUAUGUCAUCAGCGGAUGUGGACAGGUGGGAAUUAUUGGCACCAAAGGCACCACAGAUUUUAACAUUGGCAUUGGAGACGUUGUGUUUUUCCCUGUUGGAACCCAGCAUUACCUGAAGAGCACGUGCGUUGAGGACUUGCUUCUUAUUCUUGCUUUCAAUACUGGAAACCAGCUUCAAACCCUCGACAUGGAUGAUUACUUCCACGCUACAGCUGAUCACAUCCUGGCCCAGCUUUUCUUCAAGAAACAAAAUGAGUUUAAGAAGAUCCCUAGAUUCAGCGAGGAUCAGGCAAUUAAUCUGCCCUAA
This is a messenger RNA of Tachyglossus aculeatus (Australian echidna), 2817 nucleotides long. It is a transcript of the gene C3H18orf54, whose product is annotated as chromosome 3 C18orf54 homolog. The transcript has 13 exons. Gene Ontology annotation, biological process: activation of protein kinase B activity. The record is from RefSeq and is a predicted model, not a curated record. The coding region runs from base 22 to 2817 and encodes 931 amino acids. Gene Ontology annotation, cellular component: plasma membrane; Golgi apparatus. NCBI's taxonomy places the organism in Eukaryota, Metazoa, Chordata, Mammalia, Monotremata, Tachyglossidae.